AAUUUCAAGGCCUGGUUUAGGUUUUACAUUUUAGAAUGUAGUGCCUCGAGAUUGUGCAUAAUUUUAAAGGCUGCUUUGACUGAAAAAAGAUUGUGAAGCACUGGUGUAGACAUCAAAAAGCCUACAAAUUCUUCUGGAUGCCACCAUCUUGAAUGUGAUUCAGUACCAGUGUGCAAAAGUGUAUUUGCUUUGGAAAUAUAAGUCACCUCUAAUGUUGGGUGUCCUACAUGUGGGGAUGUUGCUGCGUUAUAUAAAACCAUUAGAACAGUUUUUCACAUGUUAGAAUGGGGUGCCCUUUUAAAAUUUUGGACAGUGUUGAGGCACCCCAUUUUAGAAUGGUGUGCCUCAAGACUGUCCAUAAUUUUAAAGGGUGCCUCAGGACUGUCCAGAAUGUUAAAGGGUGCCUCAAGACUGUCCAUAAUUUUAUAGGGUGCCUCAAGACUGUCCAUAAUUUUAAAGGGUGCCUCAAGACUGUCUAUAAUUUAGAGGGUGCCUUGACU
Molecule: messenger RNA, 500 nt
Organism: Staurois parvus
Lineage: Eukaryota; Metazoa; Chordata; Amphibia; Anura; Ranidae
Source: the annotation of a GenBank genome assembly